Lactuca virosa is the source of this 1009-nucleotide messenger RNA. The record is from the annotation of a GenBank genome assembly. NCBI's taxonomy places the organism in Eukaryota, Viridiplantae, Streptophyta, Magnoliopsida, Asterales, Asteraceae.
CUCUCUCUAUCUCCAUAAGCAACACCAUAUAACACCCCAUCUUCCUCCUCUCACCUCAGCAACAAACACACACACUCCACUAAUUUGCUUCUUCACCAUGGUUUCUUCAGAAUUCGCACGCACAGCAGUCGGCAUCAUCGGAAAUGUCAUUGCACUCAUCUUGUUCUUAUCUCCUGUGCCAACAUUCAUUCAAAUUGUGAAGAAAAGAACAGUGGAGCAAUUCUCGCCGGUGCCGUACCUCGCCACCUUUAUAAACUGCGGAGUGUGGGUGUUGUACGGACUUCCGGUGGUCCAUCCUCACAGCUUUUUGGUCAUCACAAUCAACGGCACAGGUUUGUUGAUCGAGACUGUGUAUCUGCUGCUCUUCCUGAUAUACUGUGACCGGAAGCAGAGGAUCAAAAUGCUACUGAUCAUUGCCGGCGAACUGGUGUUUCUCGGCGUUUUGUCUGCCCUGGUCCUGACCGUUGCCCAUUCCACCAAAGUCCGGUCAGAUAUUGUCGGAAGUAUUGCCAUUGUUGGGAAUAUUAUGAUGUAUGCGUCUCCAUUGUCUGUUAUGAAACUUGUGAUAACAACGAAAAGCGUGGAAUAUAUGCCAUUUUUCUUGUCUUUGUUUUCGAUGCUGAAUGGCAUAAGUUGGACUAUCUACGCACUCAUUCGCUUUGAUCCCUACAUCGUUAUACCAAAUGGGCUUGGAUCACUAUUGGGUAUAACCCAGUUAAUACUCUACGCUACCUUUUACAAGUCAACACAGCGACAAUUGGCUGAGAGGAAAGCAAAUGCAGAGAUGGGUCUGGCUGAAACGGGUACACAGAUGGGUCCGACGAAGGUGAACAAUGUGGGCCAGGCCCAUAAUGAAUAUCCUUAGAAGAUUUUGAUUGGUAUAGUAUUUUAAACUUAGGUCCAUUAGGCCAAAGCCCAUUAUAAAAGAACUAUGAAAGGGCAAUGCUGUUUCUGAUUUUUCUUUUUCUUCUUUUUCGAGUGAUUAGUCAUGUGGUGCAUUGGAGAUGUU